Aspergillus wentii DTO 134E9 is the source of this 2100-nucleotide messenger RNA. RefSeq names its product Zn(II)2Cys6 transcription factor. The record is from RefSeq and is a predicted model, not a curated record. NCBI's taxonomy places the organism in Eukaryota, Fungi, Ascomycota, Eurotiomycetes, Eurotiales, Aspergillaceae. Gene Ontology annotation, cellular component: nucleus. Gene Ontology annotation, biological process: positive regulation of transcription by RNA polymerase II. Gene Ontology annotation, molecular function: transcription cis-regulatory region binding; zinc ion binding; DNA-binding transcription factor activity, RNA polymerase II-specific. Bases 11 to 1750 code for a protein of 579 amino acids. The transcript is spliced from 2 exons.
CGUAGACUCAAUGGAGGUGAUGAGCACCGCACGAGGGAAAUCAAGAGAGCCCAUCGCUACGGGGACCAGGCGUCGUCGUAUCAGACCAUCUCGCGCCCGCGGCUUGAGGACCAGAACAGGAUGCCUCACCUGCAGAGAAAGACGCGUCAAGUGUGAUGAUGUGAAGCCUCAAUGCGGGCGGUGCUCCAAGGCAGAUCGAAUCUGUCGAUAUGCUCCAGUUACUCAGCCUGAGGGACUGCCGAGUUCCCAGCCUCCGAGUGUCGGUGCUAGCUACGUCCCCGCAGAAUCAUCGGUGCCAGUCCAUCAAGGCUCGAUUGAGAGUCAUGAGAGUCAGAGUCAGAGUCACAGUCCGAUCUCCCUGCUCAGUAUCUCCCCCUUGGAAUGGUACGACCUGCUGGCACGGGAUGCCAUCAGCAACCUUCACCGGCUCAACGGCGCUUCUUCAUCGGGCGACCCUGGAUGGAAAUUGCCCGAGAUAGCCCUCUCUCGUCGAGAGUCACCAGCGCCCGACUGUCCCGAGGCUCAUCUCGAGAGACUGGCCCAGCUGGAACAUCGAGACAACGGAAUCGAAGCCCCUUUGGUAGAUCAAUACCAGAUAUCGGAACCGUGGAAUACCCCGAAUCGGAUCGAAUUAUCUGCCGUCGACUUCAUCUUCUUUCAAUACUACAUCGAAGUGGUCGGCCCAAUCCUAGAUUUGUUUGAUACAGCACGGCAUUUCAGCAAUGUCGUGCCCCAUCUGGCACUCCGAAACACAGGGCUCUUGAAGUCCAUCCUCGCAGUGGGCGCAAAGCACAUGUCCCUCGGUCUCACGGAUGGGCCAGAGGUAGAAAGCCCUGCUCCGGCACACAUGGCUACGCAGUAUUACUAUGAAACGCUUCAUUAUCUCUCGCAGACACUUUUGUACCCGUCGUAUGCGGACUCGCGGGAGAUCCUCGCGACUGCCACCAUGAUCAGCACCUACGAGAUGUUCGACGCUGACAGUGCCUGCACCGGCGGGGACUGGGAGCAGCACUUGCGAGGUUCUUUUUGGAUCCAACGGUCUCAAGACAAUGACGGCGAGUCCGUGGACGGGCUCAGACGCGCCGUGUGGUGGGCCUGGCUCCGACAGGACAUCUGGGCGGCUUUCCAAGCCGGACGACCAACGCUCACCUUCUGGCGGGCUCGAAAACCACUCGAAGAACUGGACUCGGACGAGCUCGCCACUCGGAUUGUCUACAUCUGCGGCAAGUGCGUCGCAUAUGCCGCCUCGCACGGGCGAUCGCCACAUGAGGACCCACGGCCGAGAAUCGAGCAAGGCGAUAGACUUCUUCGUGCCCUCGACGAGUGGCAUCGUGUGCUUCCCGCUUCGUACCAGCCCGUCAUGGUCGCGAUGCAUUCUACUUCUCAGACACCGUUCCCGCCGAUACGGAUUCACCCGCCCAACCACGCGGGCGCCAUGCAGAUGUACCAUUUUGCACGAGCCACGGUGCUGCUGAACCAGCCUACGAUGGGAGGACUUGACGCUUACUGCCUUCGGGACAAACAGCUGGAUGAAAGUGUCAAGACGGUCUGCGGGAUCGCCAACGCCUGCCAGGAUCAUGAAUCCGCCAUCGCCUUUGUCAACGUUCAGGCUUUGUUCGCCGUUGGCCAGUUCGUUCGGUCGUCCGAGAUGCAGGGCGAGCUGCUCCGUACGUUGGAGAAUAUGCUGAGGAUUAGCAAAUAUCCCGCUCGGAGGCUUGUUGCUCAACUCCAGAAGGUGUGGGGGAACUGAACUAUCAGUGGAGUGAGCAAGAGAUGGAUAUAUUCAUCAUUCGUUGGUAUGUAUACUAGAACCAGUGUUCUAUAGGCUGAGAAUAAAUACAAAUAUCAUCAUACGCACAUCAGCCUACCACGCGCCUACAAUACCUGCCACCGGAAUAUCAAUACCUGUCGUAUACGAAGCUCCGUCAGAGAGCAGAUACACAUAGGCCCCCCCGAGUUCCUUGGGAUCGGCCAAUCUCGGCAUGCCACCAUAGUAUUGCAUUUUGAGGGACCAGUCCGGGGCCUGAUCCACAAAGUAGGUCAUGGCCGUCUUGAUAAAACCGGGCGAGACCGAGUUGACGCGAAUGCCAUGCUUUGCCC